AUGGAGCGUGGGGCCCUGAGGUCACUUGGCGAUUCAACCACAGCUUUUAGAUCGUAUCUUUUGCGGCCUUCGGCCUUGGCCUUCAAAACUGCGGUCGCGAAGCCGAGGGGAUUCUGCCUUUGCAGCUUUUCUUUUGCUCUUAGGAGGGCGAAAUGCUUGACGAAACGGCAGGCGCCAGGGCCGAAGGGAAGUCCCUUCAAUCAGUUCAUGACAGUGUUUUAUUAG
This is a messenger RNA of Prunus armeniaca (apricot), 225 nucleotides long. NCBI's taxonomy places the organism in Eukaryota, Viridiplantae, Streptophyta, Magnoliopsida, Rosales, Rosaceae. The record is from the annotation of a GenBank genome assembly.